AUGGAAGAGGCAAAAAUAAUUCCAAGAGAUCCAAACGGUUCUGAGGGUUCAUCCUCAAGGGAAGAUAGUACAUCGCAAGAAUCUGAACAGCCCAAUCACCGGAUUGCUAAAAUACCUUAUCAGGGCACUGAUCAACUAGCUAAUCAGUUAUGUGGUCGACUACCUAAACCAUAUCUCAGGGUUGAUGAAAUACUUAUAAGUGCAGAUGCUUCAAAAAAUAUGUGCCGUAUAUGUCUAAGUCGGGACCGAACUUUAUACAAAAUAAAAUACCCAGCAAUGGCGAAGGUGCUUAGAGUCGUCACGGGGCAAGAGUUGGAUACAAUGGAAGCGUAUCAUCCGCCCGGCUUUGCUUGCUCAGACUGUAACGACUUAAUGGAUGCGUUUUCCACAUUUAGAUGUGACGCGAGAAUCGCAAAUCUUAAUUUAAUGUCUGGCAUACGGUAUGUUGCUGGGAUAGCACCAGACCCUGAAACGUGGUAG
This is a messenger RNA of Spodoptera exigua (beet armyworm), 480 nucleotides long. The record is from the annotation of a GenBank genome assembly. Lineage: Eukaryota; Metazoa; Arthropoda; Insecta; Lepidoptera; Noctuidae.